UCGCACAAGAUGAGGAUGCAUUUCGAAGGCAAAUUCAUCGAAGAACCGUGAGCGCAUACGUCUCCUCCCACCGAUUUCACCCGGUCGUUCAAACGGGAAAAUAUUGCGAGAAUCCGAGCAGUCCUCCUGAAACUUCAGCGAGGCGAGCUUCGAGACCUCGUCGGAGAAGACGCGCGCACAUGGUAGGCGAGCACGAGCGUUCGUCAGCGUGACAGAUCCGACAAGACCGAGUGUGAACAGUGCGAAGUCCCGUGCCAGAAGGGCUCUUGGUGAACAAUAUGUGGGUGCAGGGUGAGAUGAGCAGGGGUACGUCCGCCACCGACCAGCCGGUCAGCCUGAAGGAUUCCCCGCUGUUGGCUAGGGUGCGGAGGGCCAUGAUAAGGCAGGAGGAGGAAACGCUGAGACCUCCUAGGUCUCUCUUGGGACAGAGCCUUCUAGCGCCCAUGUUCGACAAGGAGACGGUGCACGCCAUCAAAAAAGGUCUGCUUUGGCACCAAAGAGACCGGCUUUUCAGCAGAUGGAAAGAGCGCUAUUUCAUCCUGACGAGAGACUACCUCCACUGCUUCAGGAGAGCGUCGGGGUCCGAACGCAUAUCAGAGAUGGGACAAUUCUUGUUGAAAAUAAAAUUAGUGGAUGUCGAAAAGGUAGAAUGGGAGAAUAAAAAGACUUACAGCGCUGUCGUCCUCAAUUUCGGCAGAGACGGCAAAAUAUUUCUGAGGGCGACUGAGGGACUCGAAGAAUGGUUCGAAUAUUUGGAGGAAUGCACGUUGACGAGCAAGGAGAGGAGGAGAGCCUUGAGGCAUUCGCAUGACGGCCGACCUAGGGACAAUAAUAAUAUUACGCCUUCCUUGGAUGAUUGGUUAACGAAUAGGCAGAAAAUUCCAACCGCUCGGGUAUCCACAGACACUGUCAGCACAAGGAACCAAGAAGACUAUAGCAGCUUUUUGCGGAAAAGAGAUUGGACUCCGAGGGAGGCUGAGUGGGACCAUCCCUCACUGGAUAACAGGCUAUCACUGCUCACUGAUAUUGACAUCAAUACCUACGAUGACAGUACUCUAGAAGCGCCGUCUGUUACAUCCUAUAGACUUAGCAAAGACGUUCUGUGCAUUCAACCACCCUCGUUGCGACCAUCAGGAUCCUUCAGAUCAACGCGAGACAGCACACCAGUCAACUCUACCAAGAGAUGUCAGCCGAAAAUGGAAGAGAGACCAUGUCAUUUCAUCAAAUACAGAGAACGAUCUUAUAGCGACAUCCAGAGAGUGGACAAACGAUCGCUGCGCACCCUAGGAAUGAACCAUCCUGAGAUGAGAUUGAAGUAAUCAUCCCGCAAGAUGUCGCACCUAGUCAUAAUCCAAAGCCAUCUGAAACAUAUUAUUCGAACGCAGUAUCCCCCGAAACAUUUGAUAUACGUAUUCCCCAUGUACUCGGAUGUUUAUCGAUUAGAUAUUGUUAUUCAAUACUACCUUUUAAUACUUUUUGUAACUUUGUGGUACCCUGUCACGCCAUAGCAAGUUUUCAUGACAUUUUGUAGUGUUCAGAUCGAGAUUGAAAACAUUUAUGGUAUUUUUUUCGUCAAAGAUACCUUUAAAUUUCCGUUUUUCAUAUUUCACGAUUUCUAUUUUUUUCUUCAGAAUAUCCCUUAAGUAGAAAAUAUUCGAAUAUGUUACUCAUUAUUGUCAAUCAAUGUUUGUGAUAUUAAUGAUAGUUGUAGUUGAUACGUUUGAAAGACUCCAUCGUUUCUUCUGCUUGUGUUGGUAUGGAUUUCUUCCAUCGAACGUCAUUGGCAGAAAGAAUGGAAGUGAUAAGAAAUUAUAUAGAAGCAUAUUGUUUAAUUUAUAUAGGAAUUUACUCAUGUUAAUUAGGACGACCUGAAACGAAAUGUUCUGAUUUCGAAUAAAGAUAAAUAUGCUGA
This is a messenger RNA of Coccinella septempunctata (seven-spotted ladybird), 1912 nucleotides long. RefSeq lists its product as uncharacterized. Gene Ontology annotation, biological process: actin cytoskeleton organization. Gene Ontology annotation, cellular component: plasma membrane. NCBI's taxonomy places the organism in Eukaryota, Metazoa, Arthropoda, Insecta, Coleoptera, Coccinellidae. The coding region runs from base 279 to 1319 and encodes 346 amino acids. The record is from RefSeq and is a predicted model, not a curated record. The transcript has 5 exons.